ACAAAAUAUUUGCCUCUGGGCAGAUCAUAACAUGUCGGCAUGUACCAAACCAGCUAUAGUGCUUAGGUAACCUUAAACAAAAAUUUGGUAUAUCAUAAACGUGUGCCUUGACAGUUUAAAGGGCAUAGGUCUCACGGAAGAAGAUACAACCCCUGUGGAAACAACAGUUUUCCGAGAAUUUCUCUCGAGCGUCAAACAUGGAAGUAAAUGAUUGUAAGGAACAAUCUUUCUUAAAAAUCCUAUCCGAUGGGAAAAGUUAUUAUCUCAUUACGCAGUGUCCGAAACAAGGAGAUGCAUGCCUCAGUUUAACAGCUCUUGAUGAAUUGCAAGUUUGGUCAGGUCAAGUGAAUCAUGAAAGUUUAAAAGACCAAGCAGUUUCUGCAGAGAAAAGUCUUUCUGACUUCCUUUCUGAGACUAAAUCUGCAUUUGCAUUGAACAGCACCAAACGUAUUGAAGAAUUCUCUCUUGGCAUUGAGAUUGAAGACAACACUGCUGUGAUCUCAUGGAAGAAAGUGCUAGAUCAAGAUUUGAAGUUCAAGCUUGGUACAGCAAAGUUACAAAGAGACAAUGGUAUCAAUGCAAGUGAAUUUCUUGAUGUAGCUGUUGGCCAGUUUAUGAAAAUGAAGGAUGAAAUUAUUGACUUGUCUUCUACAAAAGAAAAACUGCUAAGAGAAAGAGAGAAAACUUUGAAGAGGCUGGAAGGAUUUGUUCAUGCAAAAAACGAAAUUGAGAAAAGUUUGUAUGAAAAAUUUGCUUUAGUUUUAAAUGCAAAGAAAGCAAAAAUUAGAGAGCUGAAGGAAAAAUGUGAAGAAUUGGAAAACAGUCAUAAAAAUUCACAAGUAGGUCGAGGAAAUACAACAACAAGUAAAAGAUCUGCAAGUGACAACUUUGAUGAAACAACAGACGAAGAGCAAGAAAAGGAUGAGGUGACAAAAACAUUGAAAGAGGAUAAAUUGCCUGCCUUGUUUGACGAUAUUGAUAUUGAAGAGGCUGCACCACCACCAGCAAAAAGGAAAACCAGAGGCCGACAUCAAAGAGACAAUAAACCUGCAAGAGUGCCGAGGAAGAUUUCUCUACCCAGGGCAGUGACAAAGGAAUCACUGAAUCUUGAACGAAGAUCCUCAAGACAAUCUUCAAACCUAGAGAGCUCAUCUGAUGAUUUUGACAAGCUUGUUAAUAUGAUGUAAGCCAGAAUCAUACGCAGAAACAAAGGGACUGGAAAACAAUGUUCUGACAAAAUAGCUCUUUCUGUGUGGAAUAAAAAUUCUAAGAAGAAAGCAUAUUACAGCUAUUGAUGAAUUUAGGACUAGUGUGUUUAAAAUUUUAAAUACUAAAAGGUAUUUAUAUUUCUCCAUGCCUUCUUGUAUCUUUUAUCAA
Molecule: messenger RNA, 1377 nt
Organism: Rhopilema esculentum
Lineage: Eukaryota; Metazoa; Cnidaria; Scyphozoa; Rhizostomeae; Rhizostomatidae
Product: DNA repair protein XRCC4
Biological process (GO): response to X-ray; double-strand break repair via nonhomologous end joining; positive regulation of ligase activity
Cellular component (GO): nucleus; DNA ligase IV complex; DNA-dependent protein kinase-DNA ligase 4 complex
Molecular function (GO): DNA binding
Source: RefSeq, a predicted model, not a curated record